Histoplasma capsulatum G186AR is the source of this 312-nucleotide messenger RNA. RefSeq lists its product as uncharacterized. The record is from RefSeq and is a predicted model, not a curated record. Bases 1 to 312 code for a protein of 103 amino acids. NCBI's taxonomy places the organism in Eukaryota, Fungi, Ascomycota, Eurotiomycetes, Onygenales, Ajellomycetaceae. The transcript is spliced from 3 exons.
AUGUACCGUAUGAGUUCGCUACAAGAGGGCCGCAAUCCUGUCCGUGGAUACCUACCGCACUGGUGUGACACAUGCAGCACCGGGAUGUGGAUCAUCACUCCAGUAGAAAUUUGGGCGUUACAUCCUGGUUGGCGAACACCCAGAAGAUCUGGCAUUAAUAUACUGCCCUGCCCAUUUCAGCAUUUUUUCUUUGAUAAUCCUUAUACUCGAAUGCAUCCUCAAUACGAUGAUGGCCUGGAGAAGAUCAUUCAAAAAUUAGAUGCAUAUUUAUAUCUCGAUGAGAAAGGAAUUCCGCAAUUGUUAAAUGUUUAG